Molecule: messenger RNA, 932 nt
Organism: Pogona vitticeps (central bearded dragon)
Lineage: Eukaryota; Metazoa; Chordata; Lepidosauria; Squamata; Agamidae
Source: RefSeq, a predicted model, not a curated record
AUGAACGGAUGCUUUUCUUCUUUCUGCACACCAGAGCCUUUGACAACGUUAAAAUAUUCCCCCCCCCCAUCUUUCUCCUUAAAGGGACCCUCAGUGGCUUCCAUCCUUAAAGAGGCAACAUUUAAAAGCGAAAACCCAGAAGUCACCCAGCAGAAAACAGCAAGAGUGGCCCCCCCAAAGGUCUGCGGGACGCGGUCAGCCAAGACCAUUUCCAAAACCGCCUAUCAUCACGGCGUGGUGGUGGUCAAAUGCCCCGGCUGCCCGAACCGUCACGUGAUUGCAGACAACCUGGGCUGGUUCUCAGACCUGGCGGGGAAAAGGAACAUUGAGGAAAUCCUCGCAGCCAAAGGGGAGGAGGUGAGACGCGUGGCUGGCGAAGAGGCCCUGGAAUUCGUGACCAAUGAUCCCGAGGCAGUGGGAUCCCCAAGCCAACGCCUGGAAGAAGGCGGAGAAAAAGACCCCAAAUGACCACGGACGGCGCACUCUGACCUUUUGGGCGGUUCGGUUUCGGGAAUGUUUGACACCAGGAAUUUUGGAAGAAAGACUUUGUCUGCAUCAACUCUCUUGACUUAACAUGGCCAUUCGCACCUUGGGGAGCGACGGAUCAAAGCGUCUGCUGUUUCGUUUGUACAGACUGGGACAGGAUUGAAGUGUGGUGUGUAUUAGGCGCGCCAGCUUAGCGCAAUAAUGGGAGUUGGAAGGGGGAACCAUGAGGUCAUCCAGUCCAACCCCCUGCUCAAGGCAGGAAUCCAAGUCCAAGCAGAUCGGGCCGAGGGUGGCCCCCGUUUUCUCCAGCACUGGAGCGCUCACCGCCUUCUCCCGAGGUCAUGGAAUGGCGGCCAGCCCCCCCAGCAAAAAGAUUGAGAGUCCACAUCUCCAAAGACGUUUGGGUCACGAAAUGUUUAUUAAACCACCAACCCCCUGCUCUCUUA